AUGGGUGCCUCUGGGAAAUGGCUUAAAUCACUUAUAACUUUCAAUCAAGAGAAGGUGGGAGACAAGACGAAGAAGAAAUGGAGGCUGUGGAGGAGCUCGUCGGAAGGUUUGGGAUCCAAGGGUCUCAAAUUGUGUCACGUGGCUGCCUCUUCAUCAGAGGCCUCCAAUUCAUCUUCCAUGGCGGAUGAUGCGCUCGCUUCAGCUAUGGCUACCCUAGCUCGUGCGCCACCCAAAGAUUUCAGAGCAGUGAAGCGAGAAUGGGCCGCCAUUCGAAUCCAGACUGCAUUUCGAGCCUUACUGGCAAGACGAGCCCUAAGGGCCUUGAGAGCUGUCGUAAGGAUUCAAGCUAUUUUCCGAGGUCGUCGAGUCCGAAAGCAAACUGCUGUGACAUUACGGUGUAUGCAAGCUCUUGUUAGAGUCCAGGCUCGAGUAAGAGCCCAAUGUGCCAUACCUCCUGAAGGACAAGCUAUGCCCAAUGAAUGCCACAACCAAACUGAUCCGGCUAAACAAGCUGAGGAACAUUGGUGCGACAGCAUCGGAACAUUGGACGAAUUAAGAGCGAAAAAGCAAAUGAGGCAAGAAGGUGCAAUCAAGAGGGACAGAGCAAUAGCAUACUCUGCCCUGAACCAGCGAUCGCCUACGUAUGCGAGUCCGAAUUGGAGGGUGAAUAAGCCGCCAUUCUCUGGAAAGAAUCAAAGUCUAGGUUGGAAUAGUCCGGAUUGGAAUUGGCCUGAUUGGUGGAUGGCAAUCAAGCCCUGGGAAACCGGUGCUGUGGAAGAUAUUAUUGAACCAUCGGAGAUGACGAAGAGCAUGGUUUCUCGAAAAAGUGAAGAUAACAAGUUCAGUUUUCACUCUGGCUCUUUUGAACAUGAGCCCCUAAAAGUUAUAAGGAACAAUGUCACAACCAGAAUUCUUGUUAGGCCUCCUGCAUCCAUUCUAACUUCAGGUUCAUUGUCUUCCCCAAGUUCUGAGUCCGUCUAUGACGACAGAUCAACAUCGACCUCAUCCGCGUCCGUAUCUCAUACUACAUUGUCUAGCAACACUCCUAUUGCAGGCACUUCACAAGAUAAUCAUACUCGAAAACCAGGCUACAUGAACCCCACAGAGUCUAUCAAAGCUAAACAGAAGAAAUUCAGGUUUUCGCCGGACAAUAUGCGGAGGAGACGUGUGGAUGAUGAUGAUCUACAAUAUUUCCAUAAGAAAUUGAUGGCACUUUCUUGCGAGGACGACACGCGCGGUGGUCCGGAUUUGAAUCCAUCGUUAAAUCAGUGGCGUCAAGGAAGACGACAAUGA
This is a messenger RNA of Hibiscus syriacus, 1293 nucleotides long. Its product is annotated as protein IQ-DOMAIN 1-like. Lineage: Eukaryota; Viridiplantae; Streptophyta; Magnoliopsida; Malvales; Malvaceae. The coding region runs from base 1 to 1293 and encodes 430 amino acids. The transcript has 6 exons. Gene Ontology annotation, molecular function: protein binding. The record is from RefSeq and is a predicted model, not a curated record.